ACUACGCCAUCUACGCUACGUGCUGUGAGGGUCCAUUCGGUUACUUGUUCACACGUUAAGAAAUGGCUAAAAGAAAAGCUCUUAGUUUCGAUGAGAAAUUAAAAAUUAUACAGCAGUAUGAUGAGAAAAAAGGAGUUACGAAUAAGCAGCAAUUUGCAAAUGAAAUAGGAAUACCUGUAUCUACAUUAAAAACUUUAUUAAAAAAACGGGAAGAAAUUGAAUCCAGCGCCUUUUCAGGCAUCAGUAAAAGACGGAGGGUACGUAAAGGCAAAAAUGAGGAUUUAGAAGAAGUGCUGUACCAAUGGUUCCAGCAAGCUCGAGGAAAUAACUUGCCGAUCAAUGGACCCAUUAUGACGGAAAAAGCCAACGAAAUAGCCAAAGGCUUGGGCAUAAAUGAUUUCUCUGGAUCAGCUGGUUGGCUGGAUCGAUUUCGAAAAAGAUAUGGCAUUAAAUAUCGUCAAAUUAGUGGUGAAGCCGAAGCCGUAGACGACGACAGCAUUGCUCCCUGGAUAGAAAAUCUCCUCCCUAAUCUACUAAAAGACUAUGCACCUGAGGACGUAUAUAACGCUGAUGAAUUUGGAUUAUUUUUUAAAUUAAUGCCAGACAAAUCCUUAGUUUUAAAAGAUGAAAAGUGCCACGGAGGUAAGCUAAGUAAAGACAGACUGACUGUAUUAGCAUGUUCUAAUUGGACUGGAUCUGACAAGUUGAAGCUGAUGGUGAUUGGAAAAUCUAAGUCACCACGGUGUUUUAAAAAUGUGCGAACUUUCCCGUGCAACUACAAAGCACAGAAUAGAGCCUGGAUGACUGGGUGUUUGUUUACUGAAUGGGUGCAACAGUUGGACCGAAAAUUCGGUAAAGGAAAGAGGAAAGUCCUUCUGUUUGUGGACAACUGUCCCGCUCAUCCCAAAGGAAUCCCCCUCAAAAACAUCAAGCUCGAGUAUUUCCCCCCCAACUCUACCAGCAAGCUUCAGCCAUUAGAUCAAGGAGUCAUUAAAGUUUUGAAGCAGAAAUACCGUAAAAAGCUGGUACAGCGUUACUUACGUGAAAUUGAAUCAGGAGAGGACUCUUCCUGUAAAAUAAAUGUGUUGGAUGCUAUCCAUUAUGUUUCGGCUGCGUGGGAUGAGAUCGCGCCAGAUGUGAUAAGAAAUUGCUUUCGAAAAGCGCAUUUUGAGAGCAAAUCUAAUGAAAAUGACCUGAAUGUUGCGGAUUUUCUGGACAUCGAAUUUGAGGAACAGUAUCCUGGAUAUUGUUCAGUUGAUGAUGAUUUGCCUAUCACGGAAACUCUAGAAAUUCAGGAUAUGAUUGACAUGGCGAAAGAUGGAGAAUUCGAGGUUGAUAAUGAGGAAGAGGAAGAAGAUGAACCUCCCCAACUUCCCUCUUUUAUUAGCGCCUGCGAUUCCGUAAGCGUUUUGCGGCAGGCGCUCUCUUCUACCGAAAACUCGGAAGCGAUGCUGAGAGAACUUAACAGGAUUGAAAGUUUUAUAAUAAGAAAUUUUAGGAAACCAACUUCUUAUGAUGGAGGAAAGCAACUCCUUAUGGAGAAUUUUCUUACAAAAAAAUAAUAGCAUAGAUGUAACUAAGAUGUAAUAAAGUUGUAGAGGUUAAAAUGCAUACGCGUUUCUUUUGCUUUUAGACUGUUAUUUUUAUUUCAGCGAUUAAAAACGAGUCAUCAGAUUUUUGUAAGGUAUGUUUUUUUUUUCCUGUUAUCUUCCAAAACGGCAUUUUAAAGAGUUCUGCUUAUAACGUCGUCCCGCUUAAUACGACG
Uloborus diversus is the source of this 1765-nucleotide messenger RNA. RefSeq names its product tigger transposable element-derived protein 4-like. NCBI's taxonomy places the organism in Eukaryota, Metazoa, Arthropoda, Arachnida, Araneae, Uloboridae. Gene Ontology annotation, molecular function: DNA binding. The transcript has 2 exons. The coding region runs from base 63 to 1562 and encodes 499 amino acids. Gene Ontology annotation, cellular component: nucleus. The record is from RefSeq and is a predicted model, not a curated record.